This is a messenger RNA of Pungitius pungitius (ninespine stickleback), 5440 nucleotides long. RefSeq names its product junctophilin 3a (gene jph3a). The record is from RefSeq and is a predicted model, not a curated record. NCBI's taxonomy places the organism in Eukaryota, Metazoa, Chordata, Actinopteri, Perciformes, Gasterosteidae. Gene Ontology annotation, cellular component: junctional membrane complex; endoplasmic reticulum membrane; plasma membrane. Gene Ontology annotation, biological process: regulation of synaptic plasticity. The coding region runs from base 1161 to 3782 and encodes 873 amino acids. The transcript has 5 exons.
UCUGAGCGGAGGAAGUGGAAUGAGGCUGGUUAAUUAGGAGAAGCAGGCUGUAUCCCCGACGGGGGGAGAGCAGCGAGCCGCUCCGUCUCUAUCUCUUUAAGAGCCCUGUGAGUGUGUGUGUGUGUGUGUGUGUGUGUGUGUGUGUGUGGGGGAGGGGUAUUGGCUGGGGUGGAACAGUCCUGUAAUGAGCAGAUUUUAGAGCGAGCGAGAGAGAGAGAGAGAGAGAGAGAGGCCGAAAAACAAGAGAGGACAGAUGACUUGGUGGAAUCGGGAUACAACAACAAUCCAGAUUUUUGGGGGGCGAGCGCUGAACCCGAGAAGGACAAAGGCAGAGCGAGAGGAAUAAUUCAUCAUUUCCACAUCCUGGUCUCCGGCAGGGAGGCUGAUCGCCAGGUCGUCGGCGGACGGAGCGGCAGCCGAGGACGAGGACGGAUUCGCCCUCCGUGAUGUCGGCUGGAGGCUGAGGCUGAGGCUGCCUCCACGGACCAGUGUCUCCGAGCCUCCUGUUUCCACAGGCCAACCGCUCUGGAUUUCUAUUUCAUUUAAUGGCGUACCAGUGCAGCAGCAGCAGCAGCAUCCUCCUCCUCCUCCUCCUCCCGUCUCCCCGUCUGUGUGCCGGCGCUGCAGCGGAUGCUCUGAUGUCUGACUGAGCCGAGCUCGGUCGCCGCAGCCGAAACGCCGCCGCCACCGGCCGCCGCUCUGUGGGCCUCUGGGACCGCUGGGAAAAGCCUAGGCCUCGCUCGUCUGGAGCGCCCCGCUGCACCGGGCCGAGGCUGACGGGCCGACGGGCUGGCGGGCUGCGCGGAGCAGGGAGGUGGAGGAGGAAGUGGAGGAGGAGGAGGAGGAGGAUGAGAAGCACUCUGAGCCCGCGCGCCCGUGGGAAGCAGCACGCACAGCCCCAGACCCGUCGCUGAGGCUCAGGCUGCUCCUCCAUCGCGAGGCGGUGCUCUUCGGCCCGCGUCCUGCUGCAUCGUAGACCCUGGGGGUGGUGUUCUACAUCCUAAAGCUAGGCGGAGAGAGGGAGAGGCGAGGCCCUGCACCUCCACGCUGCCGGGCUUCAAACGGGGCCUCCUCCCUGUUUUGCUCCUCCUGAGCGAACCGCACACUUGUUUCUUUCCGUUUCGAGACGUUCUAAGGAUUUGCCGGAACCUGUUUCAUGCAUGUCCACUGGAGGCAGGUUUGACUUUGAUGACGGGGGGUCGUACUGCGGGGGGUGGGAGCAGGGUAAAGCCCAUGGGCGAGGGGUCUGCACGGGGCCCCAGGGUCAGGGCGAGUACGCCGGCGCCUGGAGCCACGGCUUCGAGGUCCUGGGCGUGUACACGUGGCCCAGCGGGAACAGCUACCAGGGCACCUGGGCGCAGGGCAAGCGCCACGGCGUCGGGGUGGAGAACAAGGGCCGAUGGGAGUACAGAGGGGAGUGGACGCAGGGGUUCAAAGGUCGCUACGGGCAGCUGGAGAGCACGGCGAGCGGGGCCCGGUACGAGGGGACGUGGAGCAACGGGCUGCAGGACGGAUACGGCACGGAAACCUACUCGGAUGGAGGAACCUACCAGGGCCAGUGGUUGGCCGGGAUGCGUCACGGCUACGGCGUGCGGCAGAGCGUGCCGUACGGCAUGGCGGCCGUCAUUCUCUUCCCCCUGCGAACGUCCAUAAACUCCCUCCGCUCCGAGCACAGCCACGGCCCCCCCGCUGUGCCGGAGGACGCCGCCGCCGCCGCCGCCACGCCGCCGGACGGGGCGGCGGGCGGUCUGGCCGGGAGCCCCGUGGGCCGGGGGGGGUUCGCCCUGACGGCGCCCAGCGAAGCCGAGCGGCAGAGGAAGAGGAAGGGCCGCUUCCGGCAGUCCAUCCUGAGCGGCCUGAAGCUGCGGCGCUCCGAGUCCAAGAGCUCGCUGGCCAGCCAGCUCAGCAAGCAGAGCUCCUUCUGCAGCGAGGCGGGCAUGAGCACCGUCAGCUCCGCCGCCUCCGACGUCCACUCCAACGCCAGCGAGAGCGAACCGGGCGCCCCCGUGGACGCCACCGUCACCGAGACGUACGCCGGCGAGUGGCGGAGCGACCAGAGGGCCGGCUGGGGCGUCAGCCGGCGCUCGGACGGCCUGCGCUACGAGGGGGAGUGGGCGGGCAACAAGAGGCACGGCUACGGGUGCACCACCUUCCCCGACGGCACCAAGGAGGAGGGCAAGUACAAGCAGAACGCGCUGGUGAGCGGGAAGCGCAAGAACCUGAUCCCCCUGAGGGCCAGCAAGAUCCGGGAGAAGGUGGACCGGGCCGUGGAGGCCGCGGAGAAGGCCGCGGACAUCUCCAAGCAGAAGGCGGAGAUCGCCAUGUCGAGGAUGAGCCACGCCCGCGGGAAGGCGGAGGCCGCUGAAGGAGUAGCGCUGAAGGCCACGGAGGAGUGCCGACUGGCCCGCAUCGCCGCCAAGGAGCUCUCGCCCUCCUUCCACAUCUACGGGAACGGGCUCGAGUGCCAGAGGCCCGAGCACCAGGACGCCAAGGGCAAAGACCACGAGGUGAUCUCCACGGGAACCGACAGUCCGGAGCUCUGCACGCCGGACACCACGCCGCCCGCGAUGACACCCGACCUCAGCCCCGUGCUGAGCGCGCCCACCUCGCCCCCCCGCAGCCCGUCCAGGCACGCCCACCGCCCCAGAAACGCCUGCUUCAUGCGGCAGACCGCCGUGGACGAUCAGGGCGGCGCCGAGAUCCAGGUGCUGGUGGAGGGGCGGGGCGUGGAUGUGUCGAGGGGCGGGCCUAACAACUGGACCGGCGACAUGUAUCCGGAGCGCGGGGGCGGCAGCCGCUCCGGGACACCCUCCCUCCUGGAGGAGCGGGAGGGGCAGAUCAACGGCCACGAGCAGGCCCCCUCGUCCAACCACAGGCCCCGGGAGAAAUCGGCGUCCAAUCACAAGUCCAGGGAGCACGCCUCCUCCUACAGAGCGUGGGAGCACUCCUUCUCCAACCAAAAGCCCUCCAAGCAAGCCUCCUCCAGUCACAAGUCCAGGGAGUACUCCUCCUCCAACCACAAGACAUGGGAUCAUUCUUCCACCAAUCACAAGGCCUGCGAGCACGCCUCUUCCAACUACAAGCCGCAGGUGCACACUUUGUCCAAUCACAAGGCCCUGGAACAUAACGCGUCCAAUCACGAGACUCCUGAGCAUGCUUCUUCCAAUUACAAGCCACAAGAUUAUAUCUCCUCCAAUCACAACGCAAAGGACCACGUCCCGUCCAGCUACAACCCCCGAGAGCACCUCUUCUCCAACCACCAUCCGAAGCAGCACAACCCCUCAAACCACAAGGCCGGCGAGCACGCCGCCGUGGACCAGAGGCCGGAGGGCGCCCCCGGGGGCUGGACCGCUGAAAGCACCCUCAGGUGGAGCCCCGCCCACUCGCGCCUCACGGAGCAGGACGAGGAGAGAAUGAGCGACUACACGGUGGACAUGAGGCUUCAGUGUCCGGACUCGCAGGCGUCUCGGGGGCUGGGCCCGGAGUCCCCGCCCCCCAAGAACAACCGCGUGCGAGCCCGGGCCCUCCGGCCCGUCAGAGAGGGAUCCAUGGACUCUGUACAGAUGCUGGACAACCUGAAUGUGGGGGCGGAGCUGGAGGAGUGGCCUCUGCACAGGGACCUCACCUUGUCCCCGCCCCUCAAGUCUCAGCCCAUCACGCUGGAGCAGGAAGGAGAGCUUCUGGCCCUCAAAUCAAACUCAGGCUCCAGCUCUGUCCUGGUGGUCAUGGUCAUUUUACUCAACAUUGGAGUAGCCAUUCUUUUCAUUCACUUCUUUAUUUAAGCUUAUACAGGUAUGAUUGACUAAGACUUAUUGAUAACUACAGUAUAUUAUAUAUUAUUACUUACUGAGACGGACAUUCUGCCGGUUGGAGCCCAUCGGAGAAACUUUCUACUGUUAAAGCCCCCCCCUCACCCCCCGAUGCUAUACGCUUUUCCAGCUUUGCGACCGUAGAAGAGAAGAGUAAGACAACAUUUAAGUGAAGAAGAGUUUGCACCGUCAGCCGGGCUGAAGGCGGCUCGGCCCAGUUUCCCAUCAUUCUAGACAAGAAAAUAUAGCAACCCCCGUGUCCUGGUCCCAUGGGCCCCAGGCUGACCAGGAGCACGGCACACACUCCUCCCUAAACCCCACGGACAAUACCCCCCCCUCCGAUCCACACGCCCCCAAACCCUAAUCGCACUAUGCGCCACAUACAGAACUAUGCUGCAAGAGUAGAUCCAUUUUAAAGGGCUCCACCAUUAUUGUGUUCUUUAUUCCACUACGAGCUGCACACACAACCGUUGCAUGAGGCUGUGUGGGGCUUCUGAAAAGUGCAUUUUCUAUCCCUUUAACAUCACUGUCCACGGUUGUCACUUCCUGUCGCACUAGGAUGAGUGUGUGAGUGUGUGUGUGUGUGUGUGUGUGCGUGUGCGCGUGUGUGUCGGCAGACAUUUGGAAGAAAAAGAAGACAAAAAAAACGCUCCACCACUUCACGUCCAAUCGAAAAAUCACAGGAUCUGACCGAAUCAGAUUCAGCAGCGACCAACACCACCCGUGAGUGGAAAAACCUCCAGGAACUCCCCUGAAUUUAUUGUUAAGUGAAACACGUUCGCACGCAAAAUUACCUUUUUAAACGAAAAAGAACAAAAAAAAAGCCUACACAUUUAACCGCUGACAUACUGGGGAGGGUUCGGCUCCUUUGUACAGCCUUGAGACUGUUACGUUAUAACCACUAAUUCUACUAUAUACGCGUAUGUGUCAUUAUUAUUCAAGUUUGUUACUUUUCGGCAGUUUGCAAGACAGAGAGAAUGCCGAGUGCCUCGUAUUUAUUCAUUUCACGUCGCAAAAACUCCCCCCGACCCCCCCCCAGCUAAAUAACAACCCCCAGGCCAAGAGGAGCCGAGUAACCUUCAACAUUAAGAAAGGUGAACCCCCCCCCCCCCUCCCUCCUGUUCCUCAACACUGGUGUCCCCCCCCCCAACACACACAAACCUCCCUUCCACCCUGAAAUGGCAUGCACUGUUUUGUCUCUCUCAAGUCGAGUCAAGAAGGGGGAAACUGGGGUUUCUACGGUGUCAUUUCCAGACACGUUUUUUUUUUUUUGGGGGGGGGCGGAUGAGAUUUUUUUUCCGCAUGUUUGUUCAGCCUGCUCAAUCUGGUGUCAGUUUGUGAGUUUCCUCUCCCUCCCGUCUCGUUUAAAUCCAGCAACACGAGGCCACGUGAGCCGUGGGGAGCGGUGUAAAAUAAACGCUAGCUUUUAAAAACUCUCAGUGGAUUACCGAAAACGUCUAAAGAAUGAUAUAAAAAGAAACUCUCUGCUACUGUAUGUUUUAUACUUCGCACCCAGUGGCAUCAUCAUGUUGUGACAUCAUUGCAUGCCCGAGCAUGCUCUUUCUUACUCUUUGGUUUAUGAGGUUGUUUCGAAGUUAAUGUGGAGAAAAUAAUGAAAUGUUUGAAAAGAA